This is a messenger RNA of Parasteatoda tepidariorum (common house spider), 3767 nucleotides long. RefSeq lists its product as uncharacterized. Gene Ontology annotation, molecular function: growth factor receptor binding; growth factor activity. The record is from RefSeq and is a predicted model, not a curated record. Lineage: Eukaryota; Metazoa; Arthropoda; Arachnida; Araneae; Theridiidae. Gene Ontology annotation, cellular component: membrane. Gene Ontology annotation, biological process: positive regulation of protein autophosphorylation; positive regulation of cell population proliferation.
AGUUAAGUAUUGAGUAAGUUAUAGGUAAGUAUGUGUUAAAUUUUUGAUUAUGCUCGUUGAAAUACAAAAAAUGGCACUAAGUUAAUUAUAAACCAUCUAAUUAUAACUCAGCAUCAAGCAACUCAGACAUGAUUUUUCCAACUUGCGAUAACGUAUCGUUAAUCUUUAAACUCUAAAAAAAGAAACAAAUAAAUAAAUGUAAAUAAAAAGGAGUAAAAUGAAAAGUAAAAUAAAAAUAUAUUGAGACUGUAAAAUUAGAUUAGUAUAGAAUAAGAUUAGUAUAAAAUAAGCGUCAUAAAGAAAGAAGGAAAAUCUGAAAUUAUCUUUGCUCAUGUAACAAUAGUGCUUCCCGAAUUGUUUGAAGAGUUUUUUAUGACCCCGAAUGUACUCAGCAAUAAUUUGAAUUUUAAAUUUUAGAAAUGUGUACUUUAACAGUUCUAUUCCCCUUUAAGAUUUGUACCCGUGAUUGACCAUCACUCGAUUCAACGCCGAUGAAAAAGACGCUUGAAUAAUCAUUAAGUAGUGUCAUCACAUAUCAAUGGAACUUUUCACUCGUUUUUUGUUGGCAUACGGAAAAAAUUUUUUUGGUUACAAACAAUUCAACUCUUGAUUCCAUGGGCUUUUCCUACCUUAGGGGCCAAAGGUCAAGGUUGUGAAAUAGUCGUGCACUGUUUGUCCCAGUCCCGUAAAUCACGUGCUCGUCCUGGCGUGUCAUCUAACUGCAAGUGACACAAAUCGGUUGUGACGUCACCAAACAACGGCCAUUAUUCGUUGUCAUGGCAACUGCUUAGCGUUCCCCACACUGAAUUCUGUAGUUCAUAUUAAAAAGCUAAGCGGUCUAGUAUUAGUUACUUACUCAUGUAAAACAUGAUUUCGUGAUCGGCCAGGUCAGCUAUGAUCCCCUGGCUGACGGAGUUCGUGCUCGUUGUAGCCAGUGUAUUGGCUGUCCUUAGUAAUCCCCUUAAUAGGAGAGCAGAAGUUCCAGAAGAUUUUCUAAUUAGACUUCAAACAGUUCAAAAUAUCAGUCAGUUCCUAAAUAGCUGGGUAGAUCAAGCUGCAGUCCAACGAGCUUACUUAUCUCAGGGAGAUGAAGGUGAACAAACUGUAGAAGUUGCUCAUCCCGCAGGUUGCCUUCCUGAAAUGAAGAUUGUGGAGUUUGAAAGGCCUUUCGAUCCAUCCUUGGUAAUCUGGCCCAUUUGCACGCGGGUCCGUAGAUGCAGUGGUUGCUGUAGCAGUAAACUUCUGCAUUGUGUAGCAACAAGAACCAGCACAAUCACUGUAAAAGUAAUUAAAGCACGUUAUCCUCACCCAGGAGCCGAAAUGUUAGAACUAGAAGGCUAUGAAAAUGUUCGGCUUGAGCAACAUGAUCGUUGUGCCUGCAAAUGUCGCCAAGAAGAAGCAAACUGCACUUCUCAGCAAUGGUAUCAACCUGGCCAAUGCCGAUGUGUAUGCAAAAACCAACAAGAUGCUUCUCACUGCAGGCAAUCUGAUCAAUAUUGGAACAAUAAAGAUUGUGCUUGUAAAUGUAGAAAUCAGCCUGAAUGCUCGACUGGCUCUAAUUUCAAUAUCGAAACUUGCAAAUGCGAAGCUGUCAACCACUCUUCAACUCAGUUGGAGCGUAUGCCAGGACCGGCUCCACAUUUAAGCUCCAUAUUACGUGAUGAUGGAGGUGAAAAUGAUGCUUACAGACUAAGAUAUUCAAGCAUGGAUCCCGAUGCUCAUAUUGGACCUUUUGCCUUAGCGCAGUUUAAAAAUAACGAGAGGACAUACGUUUUAGAAAACGUUACUCUUCCUCAAUGGACAAAAAAUUGAUUUUAGUAAUUUGUGAAUCGAUAUUUGGAUAUAAAUUAAAAUAUUGGCUGGAUACCCGCCAAUAUUAUGCAAAGUUCUAUAUUGUAUUCGAUUCUCGUCAACAAUAUGAUCUCUAAGUUAUUGGAACUCAGAAGUGUGAUUUUUCUCGAGUGAUGCGUAUCACUCUGACUGUGAUAAAUACAUAAUUGUUGAAAAUGUAUCAUUAACCAGUUAUGACAUCUGGUUAAAAUUUUAUUUUGCUAUGAAACAAAUGUUGAGCAUUGGACUUAGGGAUGACACCAACAAAGUUAAAUUGUUCCUGAUUGAAUAAUGGAGUUCGUUAAAGUAAAACUGGUGCCUUACUAUAUAGCUUUCAAGCUAAGUCAAAGAAAGCAAAUGUCUCAAUGAAAAUUAUGUUUUAAGACAUAGUAUUUUUCAAAGGAUUUAUUGUGAUAGUUGGGCUUACAAUGAUAUAAUUACGAAAUUCAAAGUGAGUUAAAAUGAAUAAAUCUGUUGUUUAGUGUUUCGACACUAUAUUGAGAUUAAAAAAAGAAAAUUAUUAAAAUGAAACAACAGUAUGUUAAACAAAACUUUUUGUCUUUAAAUUUCUCGUUAAAAAUUCAUUUGAUUACAAAAAUUAACAGGUUCAUCGAAGUUAAUUCGCGUAUCAAGGAAAAGCUAAUAAUUAUAUUUAUUGUGAUUAUGAAUAAAGUUCCUAUAUAUUGCAUAAACAUUACCCUUAUCAGUAUUGUUCAAAAUUAUUUAACUUAAAUCGUAAAAAUUCUCGGUAACGGUAAAAUGUUCCAGUUGCAAUUUUUUUUCUAUAAAUUGUUAUCGUAAUCAGAAAAAAUUUAGUGAAUUUGUGAUUAUUAUUCAAUACUUUUUUUAAUAAAGCAAUUUACUAAAUAUCUUUGCCAAUUAUAAGAAGUCUAGAAACUAUUUUAGUUUAAUAAUGAAUACAAGUGCAACAGAAUCAGGAGUUUACAAUAAAGACUCAUUAUUGUUUUAUAUUACUAUACUUAAAACAAAAUUAAUUUUUGGAAAUUCAUACCAAUAAGUACAUAUUACGAAAAAUACAAAAUGUAAAACAACCAUUUUCAUGAUUUACACUCACAAUAAAAUGCAUUAUGAAAAGUAGAAAAAAUACGCUAUUUAAAAUAUUCCACGCCUUUAAAACUAUCCUAACUUCAAAUAACGCAGAUGAAUUAUUUCAAUGAGGCUACAUUUCGCAACGCAGUUAAAAUCAAAUAUUACGAAAUAAGUUUUUUUUAAUAUAAUAAGUUUUUUUUAUAAUAAGUUUUUUUUUAAAAUUGUGAUUGUCAGAAAAACUAAAAAGGGCUCAUAGCAUUAAGAAUUUUAAAUACGUUUGGUAAACCAUUUUUAAAACAAGAGUUGACGGAACAGUUUUAGAAUUUAUUUUUUAAAAUACUUCAUGAUAAGGAUUAUUUUGGCUAAUAAGUCAUGAGUAGAAUUAAGUGUUUACAAACCAUUUGAAGUUUUAAAGGCUAUUUGGAUCAAGCUUUAAAGGCUAUUUGGAAGCUAUUUGGGAAAUGAAUAUUUAAUUUGCUCCAACUAUUUGAUUUUCUUUCUUUGUUUUAUUUACUGAGCUUCCUAUCUAUUUCGUGUUGUGACGAGUGUAUAAUUAUUUGACUUGAACUAGUGUAGAUACUAAGCAGAAAAUACACAAUUUCAGUGCUAUUUUAAACGAAUUUGUUUUAGAUACUUUAGGAUUGUAAUUAGAACCCGAAUUUUUCGAAUUUAUUCUAAGUGUUUUUUCAUACUUUCUAAGUAUUUAAGUUACUAAAUACAAUUUUGAUGGAUUUUACUUCUGAUUUUUGCCCCGUAAAGAAUUUUUAGUCACAUUUAAAAAAUCUAUUUUAACACUUUUUAAUAAUUAUAAUGCUUUUUAAAACAUGUUUUAUUCACUUUUUUAAAUAUAAAAUUUUUCAAGAGUCUUUUUUUUCAUUUAAUGAUGU